This is a messenger RNA of Saccostrea cuccullata (small rock oyster), 2978 nucleotides long. RefSeq names its product multiple epidermal growth factor-like domains protein 10. Gene Ontology annotation, molecular function: scavenger receptor activity. The transcript is spliced from 20 exons. The record is from RefSeq and is a predicted model, not a curated record. The coding region runs from base 108 to 2978 and encodes 956 amino acids. NCBI's taxonomy places the organism in Eukaryota, Metazoa, Mollusca, Bivalvia, Ostreida, Ostreidae.
CUUUCAUUUAACUUCCUGGUUAACAACUUGAUUCAAUCAGUAAGGGAAAGCUCCAAAAUCUAUUUAUUUUUUUUAACCUCUGCCGAAGAGAUGUAUGCUUGCAAAGAAUGAGUAGAAUGAUUCGCUGUAUCCUCCAACUUAUCCUGAGUACAACGUGUACUUGUGCAUAUAACAAUUUAGCAUUAGGGAAACCUGCCUGGCAGAGGACCGCUUUUUCACAAUCCCUGCCAUGGGGAGCAGACAAGGCGGUGGAUGGCAAAUAUACUGACCGCGGAGCAAAUGGUAAUCAGUGUACAAUAUCAGCCGACAAACAACAGACGGCAGAAUGGAGAGUAGAUCUAGGGAGUGUGGUCAGCAUCAGUUAUAUCAAUAUCUUCUACAGAACGGAUAAUAAUCCUGGUUCAUACGCUUUUCGAUUUGCUGGAUUUUACGUCUAUGUCUCCAACACGACUUCAAAAGAGGGCGGCAUACUCUGUUUCCACGAAUUACAGACUGUUAGCGGUACACCUGUAGAAGAUCAGAGGAUCAACUGUUCCGUGUAUGGACAAUAUGUUAUAUACUACAAUGAACGUCUUAGUGGUGUGGUCUAUCCUACCUACUACUCUCAGUUUGCAUUCAACGCACUUUGUGAAUUGGAGGUUUAUGGCUGUCCAAUCCCUGGAUAUUAUGGAGAAUAUUGUAAUCAAACAUGUCCAGUCAAUUGUCAGGGACAGCAGUGUGACGCCGUCACUGGUGACUGUGUGAAAGGUUGUUUAUCAGGGUAUCAAGGGUCACACUGUAGUUACUUGAAUUUAGCCUUGAGGAGACCUGCCUGGCAGGAACACAAUUGGCCAGAUAAACCAGUAGCAUGGGGAGCAGGGAAAGCAGUCGACGGGAGAUAUUCCGACCGUGGAGCUAUUGGAGGACAGUGUACAAUAUCAGGCCCUAGUCAGCGAACAGCAGAGUGGAGAGUAGAUCUAGAGAAAAUAGUCAGCAUUAGUCACAUCCACAUCUAUUAUAGGACUGAUAAUUUUGCAAGCCCUAGUGUUUACCACAAAAGAUUUGCUGGAUUUUAUGUUUACGUUUCAAACAGUACCGAUAAAGACAGUGGUUGUCUUUGUUUUCAUGAAUUGCAACAAAUAAGCGGUACACCAACAGAAGACCAGAAAAUCAACUGUCCUUAUGACGGCCGGUAUGUUAUAUAUUACAACGAAAGGAGACCCGAAGUGACGUAUCCAAGUUACUACUCACAAUAUGCAUAUAAUGAUUUGUGUGAAUUGGAAGUUUACGGGUGCCCAGAAUCUAAGUUCUACGGCCAGUAUUGUGACCAAUUAUGUCCAGAAAACUGUCUUGAGCAAAGAUGUAAUAUGUUUACGGGAAACUGUUUUGAGUGUAAUCCGGGUUAUAAAGGACAACACUGUAGUCGGGAAUGUGACGGUAGAAUGUACGGACCUGCCUGCAAUCACAGUUGUGGACACUGUUUACAUAACACACAAUGUCAUCACAUCAAUGGUUUCUGUACUGGAGGGUGCUCCGCGGGAUACGAAGGAUCUUUAUGUCAAAAACAAUGUGACGGUGGAAGGUUUGGCUUGGAAUGUAACAAAACCUGUGGACAUUGUUUAAAUGGUGCUUAUUGUAGCCACAUUGACGGAUCAUGUAGCGGAGGUUGUACCCCUGGAUAUAAGGCACCCCUCUGUAAAGAAAAAUGCGACAGUGGAAUGUACGGAACAUACUGCAGUGAAACAUGUGGUUUUUGUUUAAAUGAUACACAGUGCCACCAUGUCAACGGUUCUUGCUUACAAGGAUGUUCUGCAGGAUACGAAUGGAUUCUUUGUAAGAAAGAAUGUGACGAUGGGAGGUACGGCUUGAAAUGCAAUCAAACCUGUGGAGAGUGUAUCUAUGGCGGCGCUGACUGUUACCAUGAAAACGGAACCUGUUUAGAGGGGUGCUCUCCUGGAUAUACAGAUUCUCUUUGUAAGACUGAAUGUAGCGGUGGAAUGUACGGUUAUAACUGCAAUAUAAGCUGCGGUCAUUGUCUUAAUGACACACAGUGCAAUCAUAUUAAUGGAAGCUGCUUACAAGGAUGUUCAGCUGGAUAUAAAAAGGUGCUUUGUUCUGAAGAAUGUGAUGGUAGAAUGUAUGGUGAGAACUGUAACAGAAAAUGUGGGCACUGUUUUGACGACGAACAAUGUUACCAUAUAAACGGUACUUGUUUACAAGGAUGUUCGAUUGGAUACAAAGGAUUGCUUUGUACUAAAGAAUGUGAUGAUGGGAUGUAUGGUAUUAACUGCAUUCAAGUCUGUGGUCACUGCCUAAAUUAUGAAAAAUGCCAUCAUAUAAACGGAACUUGUUUACAGCGAUGUUCUAAAGGGUACAACGGAUCUCUCUGUAAUGCUGAGUGUGAAGGUGGAAAGUAUGGUUAUAACUGUAAUGAAAGCUGUGGACAUUGUAUGAACAAUACCACGUGUAACCAUGUCAACGGUACAUGUCCAGAGGGGUGUGCUGUAGGAUACGAGGGGUCUCUUUGUACGAAUGUCUGUAGACCAUCGAACUGGGGAGUCAAUUGUAAAGAAAGAUGUAGUACGGAAUGCGUCAGCCAGACUUGUCAUCACGAAUCAGGACAUUGUCUAUCAUACGAACAGGCAGAGUCUUGCGGCAGAUGUACAUGUAAGAAUGACUACACAAUUACCAUUACAAGCAUUGUUGUCUCUAUAUUAAUUGUUGUGAUGGGAAGUCUCAUUAACUAUCUCAUCUGGAGAAGAAUGCAGCCAAAAGGGACGGUUGUGGACACCCACAAUGACAGAGAGUAUUACAACGAAUUUUCAGUUGUGGAUACAGGAGUGCAAAAGGCUCAGAAAAAUGACACUAAGAAACAUCAUGACAAUUCCUUACACACAGGAAAUCUUUGGGGAAAAUAUGCCAGUCUUCCUCUAUUUUCAAAGUUUAGCAAGGACACUGUUAACAGGCAGACAAUAGGACAAGUGUUUGGGAGUGUUUAA